AUGAAUUCCAGCUCACCAGAUUCGGCCGCCGUCGUCAUACCCUCUCGUAGCGCAGGCGUGGAAACAUUUGCACUGGGAUCGCCACACGAAGAUUCUCGACCGCGGGCCUCACUGCCACCACCUCUCCGCCGAUCCUCUCCCAGACUGUUUCGAGAAGUCUUCAAUGCCAUGCCUGAUACUGCCUCCCGCAGACAAGCAACGCUUCCGUACCCCGUGUCGGGUCCCCAAGACCCCCUCCAGAGCGUCAGCCGAGCCCUGCAAAGCGUCAAUCAAGCACUUCAAGACGCCCAACAGGCAUUCCACCAACCCAGACGACCACGAAGUGAGAGCGAAGGACGAAGCCUGAGAACGGAAGGGGAGACAGCUGAGCAACUCGUGGAUCUAACAACGACGAGCAGUCCCAGCGCAGGGUCGGCAGAGAGUCACUACAUCUCGUAUACCACUCAUCCUCACGAUUCCUCUCAAGCUCAUCGCACCCGGCGAUUCAACGCCCUCAACGAGCCUAUCUACCCUAAUCCCACUCAAGCCUCCUCUCCGCGUCGCAGCCAUACUUUCGACCACGAACUCCCUCAUCCGCGUGCCAACGUCAGAUUCUGGCCUCCCUACCGAUUCGGCAGCGUGCGACUGCCGCGUAUACGACCCUUGGGUGAAGGGCAAUUGCCGUCCGCUGUGGAGGAGGAGGCCGUAAAUCGACAGCGAGAGAACCACUCAAAUUGGGAACGUACACAGGCCCGGAACAUGGAGCGUCAGCGGAUUCAGGAACAAAGUCAAGAUCAGGAUUCUUCACAGCACUCGAGUCAGUCCACCAUGUCCCCCCCAUCGUCCUCCCACACCAGACCGACCACGCAAUCUUCUCGACAACGUGCUUCUACGCCACAGCUCGAGAAUGAUCCACUGGUCGAUGAAGUCGACCUCACCGCCGUGGAUGACCGUGCAAGCCUCUCCGCUGCCCUUUCCAAACAGCGGGAGGAUGCCAUUUUAGCGCAGAAUCCGGGCACAGACGCAGGUCGCACCCCACUUACAGCGUACAAGUGUCCGGUGUGUAUGGACACGCCGACAGAUGCUACUUCUACCGUAUGCGGGCAUGUGUUCUGCCACCGGUGUAUAGUCGAUACCCUCAACUGGUCUAUCGACCAACGCAGGGAAGAUGCACCAGCGAGCCGCAAAGUCAAAGGCGUAUGUCCCGUAUGUCGGAAACCGCUGGAUCUAAAAGACACGCCUGGUACGGGAAGGAGCCUGGUUCCACUCGAACUGAGGCUGUUGGUGAAGAAGAGGAAGCGAGACGGAGACGCCGACACUGGCAAGGCAAAGGUGACAUCCGUGGUCAAGGCCGAGAGGUCAAGUGAUGAUGAAGAGAUGCGCAGCGGCAAGGGGAAGGCUGGAAAGGCACGGAAACGAGAACGCGAGUCUACCGAGGAUGCGAUAUGGAGGGUGUUUACAAAUGAUAACGACAACACCUAG
This is a messenger RNA of Cladophialophora carrionii CBS 160.54, 1461 nucleotides long. RefSeq lists its product as uncharacterized. The record is from RefSeq and is a predicted model, not a curated record. Lineage: Eukaryota; Fungi; Ascomycota; Eurotiomycetes; Chaetothyriales; Herpotrichiellaceae. The transcript has a single exon. The coding region runs from base 1 to 1461 and encodes 486 amino acids.